GGGAGGAAAUGACAGUGCAGCAGCCGGAGAGGUCGCCGAGGGAGGGGCGGCGCCCGGAGUGACACGGCCUGUCACCGCGGGGGCGAUCGCGGACCCUCCGCAGAGCGCCUAGGGCUGGGGAUUCCCCAGACUCUGACCCUCCCUGGGCUGCAGCCCGCCUUCCUGCCCUCCCCUCCGAGCCAGCGGCGACCCCGGCCGCCUGGGGAUCCCGCGAGCUGGCGACGAGGCUCGGCGAGCGGGGAGAGGAGCUGGGAGGGCGCCGGAGUCCCCCAGACUGGGCGACAGGAAACUCUGGGGAGUGAAUGGAAAGAAGUGGGUGGUCCGGCCUCUGCGACUUCCCCUGACAUCACUGCCCAAAUAAGGAGUUUCCAAGCGGUCGCGGGGCGGCCGGGAGCCGCGCCUGCCGCCGGCGACCGCCCGCCAGCCCGCCCCGCGCCCACCCCGCGCCGCGUGGGCCGCCUGCGAGCGCCCGGGGCACCGCCGGGCGGAGCCGAGCCGGGCGGAGCCGAGCGAGCGAGUGAGCGAGCGAGCGGGCGGGAGCUGGAACCCGCGCGGAGCCCAGGCGCUCAGCCCAGUCGAGCGCGGUGCAGCCCAGCGCGGAGCCGCGGAGCAGAAUUCCAGACACAAACCUGUCAACCUUGGACUAGUGAAUGGAGAAGUCUUGAGAGAUACUGGCCAGGCACAUUCUCCCUUCCAGAGGGAAGAGUGGAGUGUGAGAAGGGCAGUUGCACAGGAGUGGACAUGAAUGCUGGCUUUCAAAGAGAUCAGCGUUUUAGUUUUGGUCAUCGGAAGUGGUGCCUUCAGCACAGGUUUCACUCUCAUCUGUCAAGUGAGAGGCUUGGACUAGACAACUGAUCUCCAAGAAUCCAUUAGGAGACCCUGGUGCAACUUUAGUCCUCAUAGCAAAGAUCAAAAGUCUGUGUCAGAGCCCCAGAGACGACACAUGUGCCAGAUUUGGGUCACCAGAAGAGUGUGAUUUCCCCCUCCGAGGCCAGUGAUCUCCAACACGGGACAAACGGGGAGGAAAGAGACGGAGGCCCCCUGGCAUCCUGUGUGGCUUCUCUUGUGCCGGGACCAGGGAUGACCGGGCCAUGCACACCUCCAUGCCCAGCCUUCAGCAGCUCUCAUAGCACACGGGGGACUCGUAGGAGGCCACUCGCCACUGCCAACUGAAACAAUACAAUGGCUACAUCGACACCUCUUCUGACAGUUCUGCUGCAGAGGCUCAGACAGAAAGCACUGGUGCCUUUUCUGUCUGCAGAGUAGAGGACCAUGCCUCACCAAUGUGAGCACCUCAGGCCCUGAUGAACUGCUUGGAGUCCACUCACAGCCAGUGACACUUGCAAAGAAAAUCAAAAACAAAAGGCAGAAACCCCUAAAGCUGUCUUGAGUUUGGUUUCUGGAGCUCUUGACCAAAUGUGGUCAAAGCUUGACCCUUCCUUGGGACACUUUGGUUAUUCAUAAAUGCAGCCUACUCCCACCCUCCUUAAGUAGCAUCCUGAGUCUCCCUGGAGGUCAUGGAUCCUGAACAAAGCAUCAAGGGCACCAAGGAGACUGAGGGAAGUCCCCGGAAGCGGCUGACCAAAGGAGAGGCCAUUCAGACCAGUGUCCCAUCCAGCACUCCAUAUCCAGGCAGCAGCAGCAGCAGCUUGGCCACCACCCAUGAGGGCCCCCUCCAAGAGCUCCUAGCCCCGCAGCCCUUCCCAGGCCUCUCGUCAGUUCUUCGGGAAGGCUCUCAGGAGAAAACAGGCCAGCCCCAUAAACCCCUCAAGAGGUCCUCUGCUGAAGCCUCUGUCCACCUCUCACAGCUGUCCCAGCACCCUCUGACACCAGCAUUUAUGUCACCUGGCAAACCUGAACACCUUCUGGAGGGGUCCACAUGGCAGCUGGUUGACCCCAUGAGACCCGGGCCCUCAGGCUCCUUUGUGACCUCUGGGCUCCAUCCUCAGAGUCAGCUCCUCCCUCCUCAUGCUACUCUUGUUCCCCCUGAGGAAUUGCCCGGCAUUCCCAAAGUCUAUGUUCCCCGUCCCUCCCAGGUUACCUUGAAGCCUGCGGAGGAGGCACACAAGAAGGAGAGGAAACCACAGAAGCCAGGCAAGUACAUCUGCCAGUAUUGCAGCCGGCCCUGCGCUAAGCCCAGCGUCCUUCAGAAACACAUCCGCUCACACACAGGGGAAAGACCCUACCCCUGUGGCCCCUGUGGCUUCUCCUUCAAAACUAAGAGCAACCUGUACAAGCACAGGAAGUCCCAUGCCCACCGAAUCAAGGCAGGCCUGGCCUCAGGGAUGGGGAGCGAGAUGUACCCCCCAGGGCUGGAGAUGGAGAGGAUCCCCGGGGAAGAGUUUGAAGAGCCCACGGAGGGAGAGAGCACAGACUCAGAAGAGGAAACAGGCACCACCUCAGCUCACCCCACUGAGCUCUCCCCCAGGCCGAAGCACCCCCUCCUGUCCAGCGGACUGUACAGCUCUGGGAGCCAGGGGUCCAGUCACGAACGUGGUUCCCUGUCCCAGUCCAGCACAGCACCGUCACUGGAGGACCCCACCCCAUUUGUGGAACCCUCCUCCGAACACCCCCUGAGCCAUAAACCUGAAGAUACCCACACGAUCAAGCAGAAAUUGGCCCUUCGCUUGAGCGAGAGGAAGAAGGUGAUGGACGAGCAGGCAUUUCUGAGCCCCGGCAGCAAAGGGAGUACGGAAUCUGGGUAUUUCUCCCGCUCUGAGAGUGCAGAGCAGCAGGCCAGCCCCCCCAACACCAACGCCAGGUCCUACGCCGAAAUCAUCUUCGGCAAGUGUGGGAGGAUCGGGCAGCGCACCUCCAUGCUGACGGCCACCUCCACGCAGCCCCUGCUGCCCCUGUCCAGUGAAGACAAGCCCAGCCUGGUGCCUUUGUCUGUGCCUCGGACGCAGGUGAUCGAGCACAUCACCAAGCUCAUCACCAUCAACGAGGCCGUGGUGGACACCAGCGAGAUAGACAGCGUGAAGCCCAGGCGGAGCUCACUGUCCCGACGCAGCAGCAUGGAGUCCCCCAAAUCCAGCCUCUACCGGGAGCCCCUGGCGUCCCACGGGGAGAAAAUGAAGCCGGAACAGUCACUGCUGAGCCUCCAGCACCAGCCCAGCCCAGCCCCCCCUGUGCCUCUGCUGAGAAGCCACUCAAUGCCUUCUGCCACCUGCACCCUCAGCACUCCCCACCACACCUUCCGGGGGAGCUACUCCUUUGAUGACCACGUUGCAGACCCCGAGGCCCUGAGCCGCAGUGUUCCAGCCUUUACCUCUCACCCCCGGAUGCUCAAGCGCCAGCCGGCCAUCGAACUCCCUUUGGGGGGAGAAUACAGUUCAGAGGAGCCGGGGCCAAGUAGCAGAGACACCACCCUGAAACCCACAGACGAGCCAGAGCCCAAAGACAGCGAACUCACCAAGAAGACCAAGAAGGGCCCAAAGACGAAAGGGGUGAUCUAUGAAUGUAAUAUAUGUGGUGCUCGGUACAAGAAGAGGGACAACUAUGAAGCCCACAAAAAGUACUACUGCUCGGAGCUACAGAUGGCGAAGCCCACCUCUGUGGGGUCUCACCCACCCCUGGAGGCCGACAAGAGCCAGACUGAGCAUGAGCCUUGGUCCCAGAUGAUGCACUACAAACUGGGGACCACUUUGGAGCUCACGCCUCUGAGGAAGAGGAGGAAAGAGAAGAGCCUCGGCGAUGAGGAAGAGCCACCUGCCUUUGAAGCCACCAAGAGUCAGUUUGGUGGCCCUGGGCCAUCUGAUUCUGCUCAGAAUGUGCCCCUAGAAUCCACCAAGUCACCAGCAGAGUCAAGCAAGUCAACACCCUCCCUGGAGGGACUCCCAGGUUUCCAGUCAAGAACUUCCAAGCCAGAGUCUGGCUCAGAGUCAGGGAAGGAGAGAAGGACCACGUCCAAAGAAAUUUCUGUCAUCCAGCACACCAGCUCCUUUGAGAAGUCGGACUCUCUGGAGCAGCCUGGUGGCUUGGAAGGAGAGGACAAAACUCCAGCUCCGUUCUCAUCACCCCCACCAACCGUCUCCUCACAGGGACGUUCCACUCACUCCCUGCAGCCCAAACUGGUCCGCCAGCCCAACAUCCAGGUUCCUGAGAUCCUGGUGACUGAGGAGCCCGACCGGCCAGACACAGAGCCUGAACCUCCGGCUAAGGAACCCGAGAAGACAGAGGAGUUCCAGUGGCCCCAACGCAGUCAGACACUCGCCCAGCUCCCGGCUGAGAAGCUGCCACCCAAGAAGAAGAGGCUGCGCCUGGCAGAGUUGGCCCAGUCAUCAGGGGAGUCCAGCUUCGAGUCCUCUGUGCCUCUGUCCCGCAGCCCUAGCCAGGAAAGCAGCGUGUCUCUGAGUGGGUCCAGCCGCUCAGCCUCAUUUGACAGGGACGACCAUGGCAAAGCUGAGACUCCUGGGCCUUCGUCAGACACCCGAUCCAAGACCCCAGGUACCCAUAUGCUGACUGUCCCCAGCCAUCACCCUCAUGCCCGGGAGAUGCGUAGGUCCGCUUCAGAGCAGAGCCCCAACAUUUCCCAUGCUGCCCACAUGGCGGAGACACGCAGCAAAUCAUUUGACUAUGGCAGCCUAUCCUUGGCAGGCCCUCCUGCACCAACCCCAGUGGCUCCAGUGGCCCCAGCCGCCCCAGCAGAGAGAAGAAAAUGCUUUUUGGUGAGACAGGCUUCUCUAAGCCGGCCUCCAGAACCUGAGCCAGAAGUUGCCCCCAAGGGGAGACAGGAAAGUGAGGAACCAAAGCCCUUAUCCAGUAAACCUUCUACCAAAUGCUCCUUGCCCCAGGCUUCCCCAGUGGGCACUUCACACAGUGGGCACCCAGGAGGCAAGAGCCAAGGGCAGGAAAGACCCCCAAUGGGGUCCACUCCACCCUACACAGAGGCUCUGCAGGUGUUCCACCACCCCAUUGCCCAGCUGCCCCUGCAUGAGAAACCAUACCUGCCCCCUCCCGUCUCACUCUUCUCCUUCCAGCCCCUCCUGCAGCAGGAGCCAGGACAGUCUUCAGAGUUUUUCUCCACCCAGGCCAUGUCCGGUCUCCUCUCCUCACCCUACUCCAUGCCCCCACUGACUCCCUCCCUGUUCCAAACCCCACCACUUCCUCUCCAGCCUACUGUUCUGCACCCAGGUCAGCUCCACCUCCCCCAACUCAUGCAUCACCCAGCCAGCAUCCCCUUCCGACAGCCUCCUUCAUACCUCCCUUCCUUGCCAUACUCACCUUCCUCGGCACUCUCCCCUGGAUUCUUCCUGCCUCUGCAAUCCCAAUAUGCCCUUCAGGUCCCUGGCGAUAUGGACAGUCAUUUGCCCCAGGUCAAAACCAGCCUGACCCCACUGGUGACAGGAACGACUGGCCUCUCCCCCAGCACAGAGUACAGCAGUGACAUCCAGCUACCCCCACUGGCUCCCCCAGUCUGCUCCUCAGCAACCACGUUGGCCCCUCCACUGGUCUUGCCCACCUGUCCAGACACUAUGGUAUCCUUGGUUGUGCCCGUCCGCAUUCAGACCAACAUGCCCUCCUACGGGAGUGCCAUGUACACCACUCUCUCCCAGAUCCUGGUCACCCAGUCCCAAGGCAGCUCAGCAACAGUGGCUCUCCCCAAGUCUGAGGAGCCCCUAUGCAAAGGGGUGACAGUAUCUGGGGCAGAUAUGUAUGAAGUUGAACCUGGCCAAGCUGGCACCAGUGAAGAGCAGAGCAGAGGCUUCCUGACUCCAUACCUAAGGGUACCUGUGCCUGAACGAAAAGGCAGCUCCCUGUCAUCAGAGAAUAUCUUGAGCCUGGAGGGGACUUCAUCCACAGCAGGAGGAAGCAAACGUGUCCUUUCACCAGCUGGCAGCCUCGAACUUACCAUGGAAACCCAGCAACAAAAAAGAGUGAAGGAAGAGGAGGCUUCCAAAGCAGAUCAAAAACUAGAACUGGUAAAACCGUGCAGUGUGGUGCUUACCAGCACCGAAGACAGCAAGAAACCAGAGAAAUCGCAUUUGGGCAGCCAGGGCCAGAGCAGGAGGGAGCUAGAAACUCUGUCUAGUCUGUCUUCAGAUUCAUCUGACCCAAAGCAAACUUCUCUCCUCCCAUUACCCCAUGUGACAACCCCAGACUCAGAGACUUUGAAAGAAUAUGCCCAGUCAUCUGGUAAACCUCAGCAAAGAGGACUGGCCCCACCUAGUGUAAAGAAAGAAGAUUCCAAGGAACAACUUGACCUCCCACCAUUGGCACCUCCCAGUUUGCCGCCUCUAUCAGAGAUGUCCCCCAGACCAGCCAAGUCACAAGAAGGUACGGACUCAAAGAAGGUACUGCAGUUCCCCAGCCUCCACACGACCACUAAUGUCAGUUGGUGCUAUUUAAACUACAUUAAGCCAAAUCACAUCCAGCAUGCAGAUAGGAGGUCCUCUGUUUACGCUGGUUGGUGCAUAAGUUUGUACAACCCCAACCUUCCGGGGGUUUCCACUAAAGCUGCUUUGUCCCUCCUGAGGUCUAAGCAGAAGGUGAGCAAAGAAACAUACACCAUGGCCACAGCUCCGCAUCCUGAGACAGGAAGGCUUGUGCCAUCCAGCUCCCGUAAGCCCCGCAUGACAGAGGUACAUCUUCCUUCACUGGUUUCCCCGGAAGGCCAGAAAGAUCUAGCUAGAGUGGAGAAGGAAGAGGAGAAUCGAGGGAAGCAGGAGGAGGAAGCUCCUGCCUCCAAGAGAGGGGAGCCGACGAGGAUCAAAAUCUUUGAAGGAGGGUACAAAUCAAACGAAGAGUAUGUUUAUGUGCGAGGCCGCGGCCGAGGGAAAUAUGUUUGUGAGGAGUGUGGAAUUCGCUGCAAGAAGCCCAGCAUGCUGAAGAAACACAUCCGCACCCACACUGAUGUCCGGCCCUAUGUGUGCAAGCACUGUCACUUUGCUUUUAAAACCAAAGGGAAUCUGACUAAGCACAUGAAGUCGAAGGCCCACAGCAAAAAGUGCCAAGAGACGGGGGUGCUGGAGGAGCUGGAAGCCGAAGAAGGAACCAGUGACGACCCGUUCCAGGACUCGGAAGGGCGAGAGGGCUCAGAGGCCAUGGCGGAGCACCAGUUUUCAGACCUGGAUGACACGGACUCAGACUCAGACCUGGAUGAAGAUGAGGACGAGGAUGAGGAGGAAAGCCAGGAUGAGCCAUCUGGACCAUUUGUGGAGACCCUGUUGCCAGGCUUGUCAGCCAUGCUACCUGCAGACUCUUCGUCCAUCCAUGGCCUUCAGCCUCCAGAGGCCACCUCCAGUGACCAGGCCUCAAGGGACAGAGUGGUCCCCAAGUCCCAGUGCUCUGCAACCAGCAGUUGCUCCACGUGGAGCCAAAGCAUCUUAUGCCUUCCCCAGUUGGGACUUCCCCCUUUGGGUCCCAUGGAGAAGGACACAGGCUUGGCCCUGAGCACCAAGGCCACAUCCCCAAGAAGACCAUGGUCCCCAAGCAAAGAAGUGGCUAGUCACCCACCACUCACCCACAAACACUCACUGACCAAAAGCGACUCCUCUCCCCAGCAACACUCACCGGCCAGAGAGACACAGGCCUCCGCCCCGAGCCCGCCUGACCCCCAGACAGGCCUUCACCCUUGUGGGUCUCCCAGACUCCAACUCUCUCCUCUCACCCCCCAUCCCCUGGCAAAGGACCGGCCCCCAGAAGCACAUCUGCCCCAUGGAUGUGGAGAUACCACAGACCCAGGCGCCCCCAGACAUUCGCCCACCAGGCGAUGGUCUCCGGGCCAGGCCGAGUCACCACCGCGGUCAGUGCUAACAGGGAAGUGGGCUUUGGCCAGGCCAGGCAGCCCCUCGGCAGGACAGCACAGCCCUGGAGCACAGCUGGCCCCACGGGCUCUCUUCCUGCCAGCUUCUCUACCUCACAGGCUUCUCAGCAGAAGCCCAGAGACCUGCACCUCUUCAUGGCAGAAGGCCGAGUCCCGAAGUCCCUCCUGUUCACCUGGCCCUACACAUCCUCUCUCCUUCCGGUCCUUCUCCACCCCCCACGACUUCCACAGCUACCUGCCAGCCCGGACAGAGGAGAACCUCUUCAGCCACCUCCCUCUGCACUCCCAGCAUCUGUCCCGUGCCCCCUGCCCUUUGAUUCCCAUUGGUGGGAUUCAAAUGGUGCAGGCCCGGCCUGGGGCCCACCUACCCCUGCUGUCCGGGCUUCCUACAGCCUGGGUCAGCGGCUUCUCUGGGGGUGGCAGCGACCUGACAGGGGCCCGGGAGGCCCAGGAGCGAGACCGCUGGAGCCCCACCGAGAGCUCUUCUGCCUCCGUGUCCCCUGUGGCUAAGGUCUGUAAGUUCACACUCUGCUCAGAGUUGGAGGACAGGGGAGAUGCCUGGGAGAGGGAGAGGACGAGCAGAGGCCUGGGCAGACCUCCUGACUGGGAACCCCGUGUGGCCGAGGUGCCCGCAGAGCCCACAUACAGCCCCUGCACCCCAUCCCGGGGCCGCCUGGCUGAGUCACUGCGUGCUCUGGCCCAGCCCAUGGCUUCUGCCCCACCGCUGGACCGAAGCAGCUCCAUGGGUUGCCUGGCCGAGGCCUCCUCCCGAGUCCCAGCCCGGAGGAGGAGGAACUUCUCUGGGGAGCCCAGGACCAGUAAGGACUCCCCCAAGUCCUCAGGAAGUGGGGGGCCUAGAGCACCUCUACCACACCAGCUGGAGGACCGGGGCCCCUCAAGCACUUAGCCUCUCUCCAACUGCUUCAGCAUCUGCUUCCGGUGUUUAGCCACAGACGUUCCUAGCCAGCUUCCUCAAAUUAUCUUGCUCCCAUGAGCUCCCUCUCCCAUCUGUCCAUCGGUCCAAGCAGCUUCCGCUCAGCCCUCAUCUGUUCUAUCUUCCCACGUAUGCAGUUACCUGUGCCUUUUUCUAUACCUUUUGUUGCUUGAAAAGAAACAAAACACAUGCACACACACAUGUAUAAAAUAGCCUGUGAGGAGUUUGAGACUGGGACUAUUUUGUGCUGUUUUUAAGAAAGAAUAUAGGUGGGCCACUAUAAUCAGUAGCCGCCACCACCCCACCCAGGCUGGCCAGAGGAGGCCAUUUGCUAAGGGGAAGGGCAUGCACUGAGGGAGGGAGAACCAAAAAAGGCAAACUUUGGAAACUGUAUUACGAAAUGUAAAAGCAAGCACUCCUGUGUAGGUACAGGUUCUCAAAGCUCCUAUUCAUUGCCACUUCAUCAUGCCCCAGCCAGUGCCCCACUCAGCCACUGUGGUAGGGUCCCAGCAAGCCAACUUUGUCCCUGCCCCCCACAAAGAAAAGUGUUACUUAGGAUUUCAUCACCAAACAGCAGGAGCGAGUAGAAGGUAGGAGCUGGUUGGUACCCCCCACCCAGGGCCCCUGGAUAUCCAGGGUGUCCAAGUCAUGGGCCUGGCAUUAGACCAAUUGCCUCCCCACGCUACCCAAUUGUCUCCUCCCACUACCCCACCCCUACCUCCUGGACUGGGAAUGGAAUCCGGCAUCCAUCUCCUGGUUUUUGGACACUUGACCUAGUACUUGCUCCCCAGACCCAGGCUUGAACCUCACUCACAUGGCAAAGCAACAUGCUAUCCAAGCGAGCUAUUUCACUAGCCCACCUCUGUGUUCUAAAACUGCCCACAGGGCUGAAAUGGCAAAUCCCAACCCCUAAGGGCCCAGCCCCUAAGUGCAAGGCUUUGCCAUUCCUAUGCCUGGGCUUGGGUCUUACUUCAUGCCUGGCCCAUGUGGUACCAAGGGUCUAAUUUCCACCAAGGCUGGGUCUUCACAGUACUCAGCAUUGGACAUAGCCAGAGACCAUUCUGGACCUUUUAGUAGCAGGAAUGUUUCUCCCUACCCUUCAUGCUACCCUCCCAGAAGUACCCAAAGUGUGCCUGGUGGGAACUGCCCAGGCCCAUUUGUGCACUGAAUUAUCUUUUAAUAAUAAUUUUAAAAAAGAGAGUGGGACAGGGAGAGAAUGGUGUCUAAUAUUUCCUCCAGCCUCCUCAGAGGCUCUGGACCUAAAAGACUUGCUUCAGUGUCCUAAGUCAUUUGAAUUAUUUUCUUCUUUUUUAAAUUUUAUAAUUUUUUUAUUUAAUGUUCAUAGAGACAGAGAGAAAUUGAGAGGAGAGGAGGAGGUAGAGAGGAAAAAAGACAGAGACACAUCUGCAGCCCUGCUUCACCACCCAUGAAGCUUUUUCCUUGCAGGUGAGGAACAGGGGCUUGAACCCAGGUCCUUGCACUGUAAUGUGUGUGCUUAACCAGGUGCACCACUGUCUGACCCCAUCAAUUGACUGCUUUUUCCAAAGCAAUUAGAACUAACCAAUUUCCACUUCCUCAUCCCCAUCUCCACCUCUGAGAAGCUGCCCAGUGUUUCCUGGAACCAAACACUGGUUGCAAAGAGAAACAAGAUGAUCAGACAUUAACAGCCCAAUGGAAAUAUGGAUCUUGAACUCUAGCAUAUUCACAGUAUUCUGGGAGAGGUGGGUUUUCCCCUCAACCUUCCAGAAAUCUAUGUAUGUUUUAAUUCCACAAGGAGAAAGCACAGGGACCUUGCCAUGACCCACCCAGGCAAGUUAUUGAUCUCACCUGGAUCAGGGCCAUCUAUAGCUGGUCUCCAGUCCUCCAUCAAGCUGCGUGAAUCCUUUGUCCAUCAAGGGCUUCUGAACUGCUGAUGUUCUUCAGAUAGGACAUAAAGAGGGAGAAGAGUUGAGGCACUUUCAUGAGUCCCUAAGCUUUCGUCUUCUACCAGCUCAGGGCCCUCCAUUGCUUGUGCUCGUACUGGACGCACAGAUACAUCACAGGUUCAGCAUCCAGCCAGCCCUUGCUCAGAGCUAACACAAAAGUGGGAUAGUCAGGAAGGGCCUCCCAGAGGUCCUUGGCUCCAAGGUGCAAGGGGGUGGGGGUGGUGCUAACCUGCAGUGCCCCCAACUACCUGAACUAGUGUCUGGGGCCUUCCAUCACCCUGGGUUUUCAGACCUACCCCCGAGUGGCUGCCCAGAUACCAAUAACAAGGAGCCCAGGUCAGGAACCUGGAUAAAGGGCAUUGUGAAUUUCCUGGGCAAGACAUCCAGACUCAGCAAAGCAGCAGACUGGGGCUCUGCUGGGCUGACCCCUGACCUCGAGGGUGGCCACCACCACCACCUCCACACACACACACUGGUCCUCUGCUCUUGCUCUUUUGGCAUGGUUCCCCCUGUGCUCACUUAGCCCACCCCUCAAGGUGUCCUUCUAGGGAGCCUAGGGGUGAGUCCUCACGGUCACUGAGGAACCCACAGGCACAGAGCAGGGGUCAGCAGUGGCUUCCCCAGUCAGGGGCCAAAGGGCUACUGCCCUGCACAGAGCCCAGAGGUAUGGACCACAUGCCAUCAGCCUGAGCCAUGUCCUAGGUUCUGCUCUGACCCAUCUACCAUCCCCAGCAUAGAGCUCUCCAGUCUCUCUACCCAACCCUCACACUCCUUCAUAGCUUGUGCAAGUGCCCUCAUUCUAUGCCCUCCUCGGGGACCCUGCCCUGCUCCCAGCCACCCCAAAAUUCCCAGUUUGUCUAUGACAUUGUCCUUCCUGCUGAGGGCACCAUGGAGAACACAGAGGUGUUCUGUUGGCACAGCACUUCUGUCAGCACAUGUAGACAGUCCUUGUAGACAUGGACCUUAGGCACUGUUAGUGGGGAGGCAGCAAUUUGCCCAGGUUCACAAGGCAAAGCUUUUCAGUUGGGGAUCCCAAGAAACCUGCCAGCCAGGUCUACCUUCCAGGAUGCCCUUUACCCUCCCGUAGUGUCAGAGACAUUCCGGAAAUGAAUCAUAGCCCUCUCCAGAAUGCCUUUCUUCUGACUCCCUCCAGCUGGACCUAUACUCUGAUGCCAACUGCCAAGCACUUCCAGGAGCCUGUCAGCAGAAGUUCCCUCUGCCUCUCCCUGUGAGGAAAAGUCUGACAAAAUUAACUUCCAAAGCCCUCUGGCCCACUCCAUUCUCACCCAGGCCUUUUGAACAGGAACAAGCAAUAUAUAUGAGCUGCAUUGCUCCCUAGUCCUUUCUCCAGACAAAUCCACAAAAACAAAAGGUCUGCCUGGGUAGCCAAGGCGGGGUUGGGGAGGGGGUGGGCUAUGGGGUGUGGGAGGGGGUAGAAUUUGCAGCAUGACUCGGGGAGUGGAGAAGGUUCCUGAAGUGUUCCACAAAUUUUGCUUCUGUGUUGUGAAUCUAGUCUGCUUUCCAUUAGAAAACCGCUUGGGCACUGAUGAUCACUUUAUUAAAUCUAGUGUUAAAAAAAAAAAAAGAAAAGAAAACAACAGGAAAAUGUGUAGGUAAAUGUAAGAUACAUGCUCUCUGUAAUAUAAACUGUUUGCCUUUGUUUUUCUAAAAGGUGUAUGUAUUCUGUAUUUGAGACUGUCUGUAGAGUUUCUAUGUUCUUAAAUGGCAAUACAUUCCAAAAUCGUACUGUAGAUAUGUACAGCAAACCACACUGGGGUGGGGUAGUUUUGCCUGUAAUUUUAUUUAAACUUGUUUCUACACUUGCAUCUUGCAAUGUUCAUAUAGUAUAUAUCAGUGCAAAAAAAAAAAACUCAACAAAAAAUUCUUGCAGGUCUAAAGCACAGUCUGAUGUACAAAAAGAAAAAAUUUCUCAGUAUUGAUGUGUGUGACUUUUGUUGUAAAUUACAUCUGUACUGUGAAUGAGAAGUUUUUACAGGUAUAAUAAUCACCUUUAUUACAGCUCUGGCUGUGUCCAGCCAGAGAUUAUUUUUUAAAAAAAAUUUAAAAAAUAGCACGUUGGAAUAAAUUUGAAAAUCCCAACAUA
Erinaceus europaeus (western European hedgehog) is the source of this 12728-nucleotide messenger RNA. It is a transcript of the gene HIVEP3, whose product is annotated as HIVEP zinc finger 3. Gene Ontology annotation, biological process: regulation of transcription by RNA polymerase II. Gene Ontology annotation, molecular function: DNA-binding transcription factor activity, RNA polymerase II-specific; RNA polymerase II cis-regulatory region sequence-specific DNA binding. Lineage: Eukaryota; Metazoa; Chordata; Mammalia; Eulipotyphla; Erinaceidae. Gene Ontology annotation, cellular component: nucleus. The record is from RefSeq and is a predicted model, not a curated record. The coding region runs from base 1518 to 8672 and encodes 2384 amino acids. The transcript has 9 exons.